UUCCGAGCUGCGCUUCCAAUUCUGUGUGGUUCUGUGUGGCCGAGUAGUUCUAAUGCCGCGCAGCGGAUGUGAAUCGGUUUGGCCUGGCAAGCAAAUCCACAAGCAACAGCCAGAAAAGCCCCUGCGAGGGCUUAGAAUGGGGCAGCUGCGGCAGCGGUGGCGACAGCAGCACACUACCUACCGUUGCCUCGGCACCUAGGAGAAAGCCCAACAUCAUGACCCACAAUGCCUCGCGCUCAGGCCGGCUCCGCCCUCUUUAGCUGGGUUCUCGGCCUCGGACUGGUCGCGAUGACUUCCGCUUUUCGGUGGCCCCAGUAGGGCGAGCGGCGGUAUGCGGGGCCCGGGGGUAGGUUUGGGAUUCUCAGGUGAGCGAGGGUUGUCAGGGCAGGGGGCUGACACGGACACGGAUGCGGCGGAGCUGCUGCCCUUCCUGGUGCCCGGAGCGCGGGCAGACCUGCAGGCGGCCGCGGCUCAGCACGUGCUGGCGCUGACUGGUUCAGGCUCGGGCCGCAUGCUGUUGGCAGGACAGACAGAAUUGCUGCGGGCUCUGGUUGAGCUUGCGGUGGCCCCGGCCCCUGCUCCUUCCCGCGAUGCCUCCCGCGCGCUCGUGAACCUGGCUGCUGACCCCGGCCUGCACCGGCAGCUGCUGGCGGCGGACCCGGAGCUGCCUGGCCGCCUGCUGCGCUGCGUGUUGGACCCUCAGUGGCCCUGGGCUGAAGAGGCAGCUGCAGUGCUGGCCAACCUGAGUCGCGAGCCGGCGCCGUGUGCUGCCUUGGUGGAGAAGCUGAUGGCCGCUGAGCCGGAGCGGCUGGGUCUAGAGCGUCUUGUCAACGCGCUUUGCGUGCCCAGCUACAACGCCGCCGCACCCCUGCAUUACCUGGGGCCGCUGCUCUCCAACCUUAGCCAACAGGCGGAGGUGCGUGGUCCAACGGCUGCUGCCUCUUACCCAGUACACAGACUCCUCGGACACCACAAGUGGUUGCUUGGGCCCCAAGUCGACAUUCUCCCCUUCUUGCUACUGCCCUUGGCUGGGCCUGAAGAGUUUUCCGAGGAAGAAAUGGACAGGCUACCUGUUGACCUGCAGUACUUGUCACCAGACAAGCAACGGGAGCCAGAUGCUGACAUCCGCAAAAUGCUCAUUGAAGCCAUCAUGCUGCUGACAGCCACUGCUCCUGGUAGGAAGCAGGUACGAGACCAGGGUGCUUACUUGAUCCUUCGAGAGCUGUAUAGCUGGGAGCCAGAGCCUGAUGUGCGAAUAGCUUGUGAGAAGCUUAUCCAGGUGCUUAUUGGUGAUGAGCCAGAGGCUGGCAUGGAAAACCUGCUGGAGGUGCAGGUACCCGAAGACGUGGAGCGGCAGCUGCAGCAGUUUGACCAGCAAGAACAGCAAGAGCUGAGGGGCCCGGGUGCCUCAUAGACCUAAAGCCCCUUUGGCCUGAAUGCCAGCUCCAAAUCAACCUUUGCCAGUGUUCCCCCUGGGCUCUAGGCUAAAUGCCCAGUAAACGUUGAGAAGCUCAAGGGCACCGCCCAAUUCUGUGCCCUGUUGUGACCAGCAAGAAUGCACAUUGUUCAGAGCUGCAGUGUUGAGCCUGAGCUUGCCAGAUCCUGUGACCAUUGCCGAUGGUCACUGGAGCUAUGAGGAACCUAUUCCCAGACAGCGGUGGGGCUGGACUGAAAACACCGUAAGCCCUGGGAAGCCAUCUAGAGUUUUUCACUCCUGAAGGCACUGAAGGGUCUGGACAUGGGUAGGCUUAGAGGUAUAAACAGUGCUAUGAGCCCCAA
Messenger RNA from Meriones unguiculatus (Mongolian gerbil), 1779 nucleotides. RefSeq names its product HGH1 homolog (gene Hgh1). NCBI's taxonomy places the organism in Eukaryota, Metazoa, Chordata, Mammalia, Rodentia, Muridae. The transcript is spliced from 6 exons. The record is from RefSeq and is a predicted model, not a curated record. The coding region runs from base 332 to 1414 and encodes 360 amino acids.